AUGAGCAUCUUGCUGCCCAACAUGGCGGAGUUCGAUACCAUCUCGGAACUGGAGGAGGAGGAGGAAGAAGCGGCAACGUCGUCGUCGUCGCCGUCGUCGUCGUCGUCGGUAUCAGGGCCUGACGAUGACGAGGAAGAUGAGGAGGAGGAGGAAGAAGAAAACGAAGAGGAGGAGGAGGAAGAAGAGGAGCAAGUGGAGGAAACGCCGCCCCCGCCUCGGGUAGUGAGCGAAGAGCAUCUACGGAGAUAUGCCCCCGACCCUGUAUUGGUGCGGGGCGCCGGCCACAUCACUGUGUUUGGCUUGAGCAACAAGUUUGAUACUGAAUUUCCCUCAGUUCUAACAGGGAAGGUGGCCCCAGAAGAAUUUAAGACCAGCAUUGGCCGUGUGAAUGCAUGUUUGAAAAAGGCUCUCCCAGUCAAUGUGAAAUGGUUGCUCUGUGGUUGUCUCUGCUGCUGUUGCACAUUGGGUUGCAGCCUGUGGCCUGUUAUUUGUCUCAACAAAAGAACCAGAAGAUCAAUUCAAAAGUUGUUAGAAUGGGAAAAUAACAGAUUGUAUCACAAGCUUGCUUUGCACUGGAAGUUGACUAAAAGGAAAUGUGAAACUAGCAAUAUGAUGGAGUAUGUAAUACUAAUAGAAUUCUUACCAAAAUAUCCCAUAUUCCGACCUGACUGA
Messenger RNA from Budorcas taxicolor (takin), 672 nucleotides. It is a transcript of the gene CHIC1, whose product is annotated as cysteine rich hydrophobic domain 1. The transcript is spliced from 6 exons. The coding region runs from base 1 to 672 and encodes 223 amino acids. Lineage: Eukaryota; Metazoa; Chordata; Mammalia; Artiodactyla; Bovidae. The record is from RefSeq and is a predicted model, not a curated record.